Pieris brassicae (large cabbage white) is the source of this 2743-nucleotide messenger RNA. RefSeq names its product organic cation transporter protein-like. The record is from RefSeq and is a predicted model, not a curated record. Gene Ontology annotation, molecular function: transmembrane transporter activity. Gene Ontology annotation, biological process: transmembrane transport. The transcript has 6 exons. NCBI's taxonomy places the organism in Eukaryota, Metazoa, Arthropoda, Insecta, Lepidoptera, Pieridae. Gene Ontology annotation, cellular component: membrane. Bases 20 to 1642 code for a protein of 540 amino acids.
GUUGGCGCGUGUAUCAAUCAUGGAUGUGGAAAAGAAAAAGGAAAUUACAGUGGACGAUAUAUUAUUAGAUCUCGGACCGUUUGGAAAAUUUCAUUCAUUAAAUUAUAUUUUGAUUCUGUUUCCGGUUUUAUUGGCGGGAAUGUAUUCUUCAGUAUAUAACUUUGAAGCAAUGGACCUUAAAUAUAGAUGCACAGUACCAGAAUGCGAAGACCCGGCAGUCGUGAACUUCAGCAUACCACAUGUCGCUGGAGAGCCGUCCAAAUGCCGCCGUUACGCACCAUUCGCCAACGUCACUUUAAAUGAUACGUGCUCUGAGCAUUUUUAUGACACCUCAACAGAAAUCAAGUGCGAUUCUUACGUGUACUUUGAAGAGCAUUCUAUUGUUAAAGAGUUCAACCUCGGCUGUCAGGACUGGAAGCGAUCUCUAGUAGGAACGGUCCACAAUGCUGGCUUCUUCAUAUCCAUACCUCUCACCGGUCUCCUCUCGGACAGAUACGGAAGGCGUAUCGCAGUCGUGUUCGCGAGCGUUGCAAAUGGUGUUUUUGGCGUCAUACGAGCAUUCUCUCUGAAUUAUGAAAUGUUUAUUGUCCUGGAAUUUCUGGAGCCAGCGCUGGGAGGGGGUGUAUAUACUGCGUGUUUUGUUUUAGCUAUGGAACUCGCAGGGCCUAAAGGAAGAGUAUUCGUGAGCCUACUCUUCAACACAAUGUUCAUUCUUGGCGGAGUAUCUGUGACGUCACUGUCCUGGUGGCUACAAAGUUGGAGACAUCUCCUUCUUAUAAUCUACACUCCAGCUAUUUUAGUCUUCUUCUACAUAUGGUCGCUUACUGAAAGUUUUCGUUGGUUCUUUAGUAAAGGACGUUACGAAGAUGGCAUCAACGUAUUGAAAAGGUGUGAAAAGUUCAACAAAGUGUCUGUUCCGAAGGACCAUUAUGAUCAAGUGGAAAAGCAGGCCAUGCAACAAAGGGAUGCUGUGAAAUUUGAAUCCUUAGAAGCAAAUUCGUCGUCAUUCAAACAAACGUUUUGCUCUGGUUUAAUAUGGAAGAGAUUAUUUAUUUGCUCGUUCUUAUGGACAUCUUCUACGCUGGUCUACUAUGGUCUAUCGAUCAAUGCUAUAGAAUUAUCAGGGAAUGCUUAUAUGAAUUAUAUCGUCGUGAUAUUAAUUGAGGCACCCGCUAAUGUAUGCAAGUUAUUUUGUUUAGAUCGCUUCGGAAGAAAGAAAGUUAUCGGAACAGCUUUCGUAUUGACUGGAAUUAUUCUAAUCGCAUAUGGAUUUAUCCCAGGUGGUUAUUGGUCAACUACCUUCUAUCUAGGUGGAAAAUUCUUUAUCACACUCGCAUACAAUUCACUCUACAUAUUCGCAGCGGAAGUAUUUCCCACAAACUAUAGAACGACGUUAUUGGCUAUUUGUUCUACUCUCGGUAGAGUUGGCUCUACGCUUGCUCCCCAAACCCCGUUAUUGUCAAAAUUAUACGAGUUCCUGCCAACAAUUCUUUUCGGGGUUAUGUCAGGGCUAUCUGGCCUUAUUGUGAUGACUCUACCAGAGACAAACAAUCAGAAAUUACCGGACUCUCUCAAAGAGGCUCGAGCGCAGGACCGAAAAAACACAAAUAAAAAUACUACAGACAAUAAAACGAGGCUAUGAUAUUUGUUUUAACUAUUAUCAGGGAAUUAGUGCUGGGCUGUGAAUAAGUUGUCGAUAAAUUGUUAGAAAACGUUGAGGUACAAUAAAUAAUAAUUUUGUAGCUGUUGUGUUCUACAAAUUGUAUAAUAGCUUUUAGUUAUAAUAUAUCGUGUAACUAUAUUUUGUAUAAAAUUUAAAAAAGAAUUGGUCUAUUUAGAUAUUAUUAAAAAACUGAGUUAGUAUUUAAGAUAUCACAAAAAGCUUCCAAAGCAGGCAAUUUUUUUACAGUAUUAUAGGUAGACGCAUGUUUAUACAUUCAUUAUAAAGGAUGUACCAUAAUUGCAUACCUAUGCAUGUGUAAAAGAUCGAUUAACGAUUAUUGCAUUUUUAACUACGUAAUAAUCUUCUUAAUUACCAAAAUCCUAAUUCAGGACGAAUUUUGUAAAAUGCAAGUCACGUAUAAUUUUAAUUUAAAACGGUUUACACCAACUUAGGAUAUUAAAUCUUUCGUUUCGUGUGAAAUCGAGAUCGCCGUAAUUAUUCGUGUAAACGUGACUCCAUUUUAUGGCACGUGACAAACUUGGAAAUGAAAGAACCUUUAUCUAUUUAUCGAUACGAUCAGACCAUCACUAGUGGAUUUUAUUUCUAUAAGAAUGUGAAUUUUAAAUUGUGUAAUCAUUUAAAUUCAAUUUAAAUCAUUUUCUUCUAUCGAGUUUAAUAAAGUAUUAAACGCUGGUAUGUGUCAAAUAUAUUUUGUUCGAAACAGCUUUGGUGGUUACGCUAAAUUGAGAUUUGAAAUACAAACAUUAUACGCGGAGCGUUUUUAUUUUUAUAGUGAUUCCGUUUUUAAGUUGAUAAAAAUUAUAUCAUUUACUUUUUGAUCAUUAAUAUUUUGAUAUAUAUGAAUAUCAGUAUAUUACAUAUUUUUCUACCAGUUGUUUUAGAAUGAAAAGAUAAGAGAAAAAUGUUUAAUAUUCAUUUUCUUUUUCAAUUCAAUUUCAACAAGUAGGGAAUUUUCAUUUUUCACAUUAAAUACCUUAAAGUGAGAUGUGUACAUUGUUUUGAGUUGUAAACCUGUUUUGUGAUGAAAAAACCCUUAUUAAAUUAUUAUUUACCUAUAAA